UUCCCCUGCUUUUUGUUGACUAAACAACUCGUUACUCGUUAGAUAUAUAUUCACGUUGAGAAAAAAGCGUUUAACCAAAACACUUAGGUAUAUUGAAGAGUUCUAAAAUUAGAACGCCAACCUUCCAAAUCAACACACCUACGACAAUUCUAGUCCUACAACAUAGAUCCUUCUAGCAAACCACAAGGAAACUUCUUGUGGAAAACACUAACACUAUCCUCACUCAGUUACUCUCGUAUUGCUCUACCUAGAGUUUCUAAUUCUGCUAUGUUAUAAAAAUUCUUACAUACUUAUUCUUUUUUUUCUUUCUAAACAUUCCAUUCGUUUUAAAAGCUAGGCCCACGAUUAGUAGUUAAAAUAUUUUAAUUUUUAAAAAUAUGGGUUACAUAUUUUUUAUUCUUUUUAGAGCUCCGAGAUUUCAGAGCAUGUUCUAAUUGGAUAUGUGAUAUUUAAUCAGAAGUAGUUUUAAUAUUGUUUUUUUUUUAUAAAAGAAAAUGUAGGUAGGUUUACGUACAAGUAGUAGAUAUGAUGGCUCAACAAAACGGGUCAACAUUUACGGGUCUAUAUAUAUUCGUGCCUCAUCGCCGAAGGUGUUAUGGUUCAAAACAAUCUAUCGUACUUAGUUAUUAAUUGGAUAGAUAUAAGUUUCUUCAAUGGACUCCAAUUGCAUUCAGUUCCUCCAUGACAAGACGAUUCUCGUCACCGGUGUUCCCGGUUUCCUCGCCAAAGUGUUUGUGGAGAAAAUAUUGAGGAUUCAACCAAAGGUAAAGAAGCUUUUCCUUCUUUUGAGAGCAGCAGACAAUGAAUCAGCCAUGCAACGGUUUCACAGUGAGGUUUUGGAGAAAGAUCUUUUUAGAGUGUUGAAAAACGCUUUAGGUGAUGAGAAUCUGAAAGCUUUCAUAACAGAAAAAGUCGUACCUAUUCCCGGUGAUAUAUCCGUUGAUAAUUUGGGAGUGAAGGGUUCUGAUCUCUUACAACAUAUGUGGAAUGAGAUUGAUAUCAUUGUCAAUGUAGCCGCCACAACGAACUUUGAUGAAAGAUAUGAUGUUGGUCUUAGCGUCAACACAUUUGGACCGCUCAAUGUCCUCAACUUUGCCAAGAAGUGUGUUAAAGGACAGUUGCUUCUUCAUGUUUCAACCGCGUAUGUGCGCGGAGAGAAGUCUGGACUUUUACAUGAGAAAACAUUUCACAUGGGGGAGACAUUGAACGGACAUAGAAAAUUAGUCAUUGAGACCGAAAUGGAGCUAAUGAAACAAAAACUGAAAGAGCUACAGAAACAAAAUUGUUCAGAAGAAGAGAUUUCACAGUCUAUGAAAGAUCUUGGAAUGUCAAGGGCAAAGCUUCAUGGAUGGCCAAACACAUAUGUGUUUACCAAAUCAAUGGGAGAGAUGCUUCUUGGUAAUUAUAGAGAAAACCUUCCCAUCGUUAUCAUCCGUCCCACAAUGAUCACUAGCACUUUUUCAGAACCAUUUCCCGGUUGGAUCGAAGGGUUAAGAACCAUAGACAGUGUGAUUGUUGCAUAUGGCAAAGGAAGGCUUAAAUGUUUUCUUGCAGAUCCAAACUCAGUCCUUGAUCUUGUAAGUUCAACUUAAUUUUGGUUGUGGUUGUCUUCAAGUCAAUUAUGCGUUUACGUAGACGUAAACAUAAAUAAAUAACACUAUCGAAAGAUAAAACAAUAAUAUAUAAAUAACGUAAUAUUUUCUUCCAUUUGGUGUUUGUGUUUAAAAUUAACAAAAGAAAAUUACUUCAUAGUUCUAAAAAGGUGUAAUUUGGAAGAAAAGAUUACCAUAUUUAAAAUCUAUAGUAGAUAAAAGCAAUUUCACACGCCAAAACACUUUCAAAGGUUUAGUUUGUCCAUUGGUUGACUAACAGACUAAAUGUACCCAAAAUCCAGAGUUCAAGUAAGAAAACAAGGCUAGGAUAUUUUUCAGUGUGUAUAGCAGAGAUAAAUAAGCAGAGGCCUUAAGACCAUAACAUUCUAUUCGAAUGGCACACAAAAUUAAUAAGCUAGUAAACAUUGCUAAUUCUUCCAUGAAAGAUUACAUAUGCUAUAUUAAUUUGUGAUUAUUACACACUAUAUUAUUAGUCAUUGUGGUCCACUGAGAAUGUAUUCACAGAUACCUGUGGACAUGGUCGCAAACGCAAUGGUCACGGCUGCGGCAAUACACGCAGGGAAGCUAGGUUCCCAGACCGUGUACCAUGUCGGAUCAUCUUGUAAAAACCCGAUCACAUUCGAACAGAUUCAUGAUCUCGCGGCUAGCUACUUCACGAAAAACCCUCUUGUUAGACGCGAUGGUUCAUCUAUACUAGUCUCCAAAGGAACUAUCUUGUCCACAAUGGCUCAGUUCAGUUUCUACAUGACCCUUCGUUACAAGCUACCUUUGCAGAUGUUGCGAUUGAUAUAUGUAAUUUAUCCUUGGUGGAAUGGUAAUAAAUAUAAAGACAUUGACCGCAAGAUUAAGCUGGCGAUGCGGUUGGUCGACCUCUACAGACCUUAUGUCUUGUUUAAGGGCAUAUUUGACGAUACGAAUACUGAGAAACUGCGGUUGAAAAGAAAGGAGAUUAAUAAAGAAAUGUAUGGUUUGUUUGAAUUUGAUCCAAAGUCUAUUGAUUGGGAGGAUUAUAUGACGACCAUUCAUAUUCCCGGCCUCAUCACCUAUGUACUCAAAAAAUAAAACGUUAAAGGCAUUAAAAUGUUUAUUGUGUAAUUACAUUUCUUGGUUACAUAAAAUUUGCUUGGACCGAGUAAAAUUGUGUAUUGCUAGUGAGUUGAAAUUUGAUAACAACUACAAGGUGUGUCUUGCAUUAUUAAACUAGUUUUAUAUCUCUCAUGUAAUGUGUUAAGUUCUUAGUUUACAACUAGAAUUUAAUUUCUUGUUUCAAUCCUAUCAUCUGUCGUAAUCUUUAAAUGUAACAAAUGAUUUUUAAAAGGGAGC
Molecule: messenger RNA, 2936 nt
Organism: Arabidopsis thaliana (thale cress)
Lineage: Eukaryota; Viridiplantae; Streptophyta; Magnoliopsida; Brassicales; Brassicaceae
Gene: FAR4
Product: fatty acid reductase 4
Exons: 9
Coding region: 654-1592 (312 amino acids)
Molecular function (GO): alcohol-forming long-chain fatty acyl-CoA reductase (NADP+) activity; alcohol-forming very long-chain fatty acyl-CoA reductase (NADP+) activity
Source: RefSeq, marked reviewed